Molecule: messenger RNA, 2329 nt
Organism: Blepharisma stoltei
Lineage: Eukaryota; Ciliophora; Heterotrichea; Heterotrichida; Blepharismidae
Source: the annotation of a GenBank genome assembly
AUGUCUGACGACAAAAAGAACGAAGAGAGCAAGCCCAUCAAACCCUUGGAUGAAGCUGACAUCAGUCUCAUGAUGCGCUAUGGCUCUGGGCCAUAUGCUAAAGUAAUUCAGUCUAUCGAGAGCGAUAUCACUACGAAGCUUAAAGAAAUCGCUGCUACCACAGGCGUAAAAGAAUCUGACACUGGCCUUUCCCAGCCUUCUUAUUGGGAUCUCGAAGGUGACAAAAUGAUGAUGCAGAUGGAGCAGCCUCUUCAAGUCGCAAGAUGCACAAAAAUCAUCAAUCCAGGGACAAAUGAAGCCAAAUACAUGAUUUCUAUUAAGCAGCUUGCCAAAUUUGUUGUAGGACUCGGUGAAAAAGUAGCUGCAACUGAUAUAGAAGAAGGCAUGCGCGUUGGCGUCGACCGAACCAAGUAUUUCAUUCAAAUCCCUCUUCCUCCAAAAAUCGAUCCGACAGUCACUAUGAUGACUUUAGAAGAAAAACCUGACGUAACUUAUAAUGAUCUCGGAGGGUUGGCGGAAAAAAACUCUCAGAGUGGUAUAAAAAAAUCAAAUUAAAGUAAAAUAUUUUUAUAAAUUUAAAUCUUUAAAUCUUGAGCAAUAAUCAAAUGCAAUUUUUUCUCCUUUUUCUUGCCUUGAUAGGUUGCAUAAUUUUAAGCUAUUUGCGAUUGUCUCUGCUCUAAACUCAAAAGCAGCUUUUACCCACUAAAUCGCGCAAAAUUUGUCUGGAUUUUUUAUAUUUCCAGCUUUGAUGCUUUUGUCAAUGUUUUCUUCAAUUUAUUUGUUCUUCAUUUCGUCAACUCUUGCUUUAAAUCCUCUAAAAACACUUAAAUAUAAUGGUUGAACAUAUUUAGCGUAUCCGGCAGAAAUAAAAAAUAUUCUUUAUUCUUCGAUCUUUGUAAAAUGUGCUUUAUUUCUUCACACAUAUGAGUAGUGCAUUUAUCAGAUAUAAUUAGUUCGACAUCUAUACAAUUUUUUUCUCAAUGCAAUUAGAAAGAAUUUCCUUGGUUAUGUAUCCAUCUGGACUGCAUGCGAUUUGAAUGCUAUUAUGUAGAUUGAUCUUCAUAAUGCUAUGAAAUUUAUUUUUUUCCUGAAAAUAUAAUCAAUGCAGAAUCUUUAUCACAAUUUGGUCUAAUGAAUAGAAUAACAGUGAAUGUUUUGCUUGAAAUAGGGAGAAGCUGCUGGUAUCUCUUUUUUACCUUUUAGUCCAAAGAAUAAUUGGUCAUUGAUCCCCAAUCAACUCUUGUUUUGUCGAAAUUAGUUACUUUCUUAAGUCAAUUUCAUUAUAUUUGCUAUUUGUGCUAAAUUUCUGUAUAACUUUUUUUUUUUAAAUGUAUUGAUUCUUUUCCAGCAUAUUUCAUAAGAUGCUUUUGAAUUAAUAAAAAGACAGUCAUUCAUUAUUUGCAGAGAGAGAGAGUUUUAUUACUUAUUACUCUUUAUUUCAGGGGCAGAUCUUGAUUAAAUUUUAUUUUUCUCUUUUACAUGCUAAAAUUCUCAAUCUUGGGUGCUUGCUUUUACUUUUAUACUUUUUCGGGAGAAAACUGUACGGACACGCGAUCUCGGAGGCUGUAAAGAACAAAUUGAAAGGCUUAGAGAAGUCGUCGAAAUGCCUUUGCUUCACCCUGAAAAAUUCAUCAACCUUGGCAUUGACCCGCCAAAAGGAGUGCUCCUUUACGGUCCUCCAGGAACUGGUAAAACGCUUGCUGCAAGAGCAGUUGCCAAUAGGACUGAUGCAUGCUUUAUAAGAGUUAUUGGAAGUGAGCUUGUCCAAAGAUAUGUAGGAGAAGGGGCAAGAAUGGUCAGAGAAAUUUUCCAAAUGGCCAAAAGCAAGAAAGCCUGCAUUGUGUUUAUUGAUGAAGUUGACGCUGUAGGUGGGGCGAGGUUUGAUGAUGGGCAUGGAGGGGAUAGUGAAGUCCAAAGAACUAUGCUUGAAAUUGUCAACCAGUUAGACGGGUUUGAUAACAGAGGAAAUGUCAAAGUCCUUAUGGCUACUAAUAGACCUGACACACUUGACCCUGCACUUCUAAGACCUGGAAGGUUGGAUAGAAAAAUUGAGUUUGGGCUGCCUGAUUUAGAAGGAAGAACCCAGAUAUUCAAAAUUAACGCGAAGAUUAUGAACAUGGACAAAGGCAUCAGAUUUGAACUGCUGUCAAGACUCUGUCCUAAUACAACUGGAGCUGAUAUUAGAUCUGUGUGCACUGAAGCAGGCAUGUUUGCAAUCAGACAGAGAAGAAAGAGUAUUUCAGAAAAAGAUUUGCUUGAUGCCAUCGAAAAAGUGAUCAAGGGAUAUGCGAAGUUCUCAGCAACAAAUAAGUAUAUGGUUUAUAACUAA